This is a messenger RNA of Fusarium poae, 483 nucleotides long. RefSeq names its product v-type proton ATPase 16 kDa proteolipid subunit 2 (gene VMA11). Gene Ontology annotation, molecular function: proton-transporting ATPase activity, rotational mechanism. NCBI's taxonomy places the organism in Eukaryota, Fungi, Ascomycota, Sordariomycetes, Hypocreales, Nectriaceae. Gene Ontology annotation, cellular component: proton-transporting V-type ATPase, V0 domain. The transcript is spliced from 6 exons. The coding region runs from base 1 to 483 and encodes 160 amino acids. The record is from RefSeq and is a predicted model, not a curated record. Gene Ontology annotation, biological process: proton transmembrane transport.
AUGGCAGAAUCAGAGCUUGCCCCCAAAUUUGCUCCCUUUAUUGGGAUGGCCGGAAUUGCAGCUGCAAUGAUCUUCGGAUGUAUUGGAGCUGCCUACGGCACAGCGAAGUCCGGCAUUGGCAUUGCUGGUGUCGGUACUUUUCGACCAGAUCUCAUCAUGAAGUGUCUAAUUCCAGUCGUUAUGUCCGGUAUCAUCGCCGUCUACUCGCUAGUCAUCUCCGUCCUCAUCGCUGAGGAUCUCGAUCCUUCCAAGAACUACAGCUUGUUUUCGGGCUUUAUGCAUCUCGGAUGUGGUAUUGCAGUCGGCAUGACUGGUCUUGCCGCUGGUUACUGUAUCGGAAUUGUUGGCGACACUGGUGUUCGUGCCUAUAUGGAACAGUCCAGGAUCUUCGUCGGCAUGGUCCUGAUUCUUAUUUUCGGCGAGGUUCUUGGUCUCUACGGCCUCAUUGUUGCCCUGAUUCUUAACACCAAGAGCAAGGGUUGA